Messenger RNA from Cetraspora pellucida, 987 nucleotides. Lineage: Eukaryota; Fungi; Glomeromycota; Glomeromycetes; Diversisporales; Gigasporaceae. The record is from the annotation of a GenBank genome assembly.
AUGGGAUCUCUUACACGCUUUUCCGAUAUGCAAAAUCUUACUGAUCCUUCGAAUUUACAACUUGACUAUCGUCAGGUUGAUAUGGCAUCUGACUAUCUGAAUAUGAAUAAUCGAAUCUCUUUCACUGAAUACUUAACUGAUGAACAUUAUAUUUCGGAAGCUUACGAAUUUUAUCCACCUCAACACAUGACGGCAUGUUCAUCUCCAGAAAGUGACAGCUAUAGCAUGUUUAAUAUGGAAGAACCAAAGAUAAAAAUUGAAUAUUCAGAACCUAUUGAUCCAUCUUGUUCAAUUUAUAACGUGUCAAGAACUAUGUCUCAAGAAAGCUGUCCUGAUCUCGCAGUUUGUAAUCCUUCAAGCAUUUCAACUUCACCACUUACACCACUCGAUUCACCUCAUGAUCAAUCACCGAUCAUGUCACCGACGGGUCUUUCAUUAUCCCAUCAUCAUAUUAUAAAUGAUCAAAGGGAUAUUAUUCCAGAAGUAAUGUUAGCAAAUAAUAAUAAUAAUGGUCGUGGACGUCGAGGUAGAAUUCCAACAUCAUCAGUACAAGAAAUGUUUCAAGAUCCACAAGAUUUUCAUCGAUCAAUUAUGGGACCUUUACCUUCACCACCACCUGCACAACCACCAACGACGACAACAAAAUCAACUGGCAAAUCAAGAGGACGACGCAUGACAAACAAACCUGCAAAGCCUGGAACAAAAUCUUUUGAAUGUCAUUAUGCUGGAUGUGGAAGAAUUUUUAAACGGUCGGAGCAUCUUAAACGUCAUAUUCGUUCAAUACAUACACUUGAACGACCUUUCUGUUGCCCCCACCCACAUUGCACGAAACGAUUCUCUCGGUCAGACAAUCUUAGUCAACAUAUUCGUGUUCAUAGACCAAAUGGCAAAGAAAAAAAUACACCCGCGAGAGCUUUUAGUAAUUUCACACCUUAUUUGCAGACAUACCAGGCUAGUAACGUUCAUACGACGUUACCACAGAAUUAA